Molecule: messenger RNA, 695 nt
Organism: Myotis davidii
Lineage: Eukaryota; Metazoa; Chordata; Mammalia; Chiroptera; Vespertilionidae
Gene: MAGOH
Product: mago homolog, exon junction complex core component
Exons: 5
Coding region: 102-542 (146 amino acids)
Biological process (GO): RNA splicing
Cellular component (GO): catalytic step 2 spliceosome; nucleus; exon-exon junction complex
Source: RefSeq, a predicted model, not a curated record
UUGCCUUACGUCACUUCCGCGCGCCUCUAAACGUCACUGCCGGGCGCGGACAGCGCUACGGACCGCUGUUCAAGUUCUGUCUGAGUGGCCUUUCGCGAGCCAUGGAGAGUGACUUUUAUCUGCGUUACUACGUGGGUCACAAGGGCAAGUUCGGCCACGAAUUCCUGGAAUUUGAGUUCCGACCGGAUGGGAAAUUGAGGUAUGCCAACAACAGCAAUUACAAGAAUGAUGUCAUGAUCAGAAAAGAGGCUUAUGUACAUAAGAGUGUGAUGGAGGAACUGAAGAGAAUAAUUGAUGACAGUGAAAUUACCAAAGAGGAUGAUGCUUUGUGGCCUCCCCCGGACCGAGUGGGCCGGCAGGAGCUUGAAAUCGUCAUUGGAGAUGAACACAUUUCUUUCACAACAUCAAAAAUUGGUUCCCUCAUUGAUGUCAAUCAAUCCAAGGACCCAGAAGGCUUACGAGUAUUUUAUUAUCUUGUCCAGGACCUGAAGUGUUUGGUCUUCAGUCUUAUUGGAUUACACUUCAAGAUUAAACCAAUCUAGAUUGAAUAUUGGUGUGGACACUAGGGGGGUGGGAGUAGCUGGUUUUCAUUACCAUUAUCAGGAAAUUUUUGUGUAUAGAAGGCCAAUAUUUUUUUUAUAAACUGUAAAUGAUUGUCUUCAAUAAAUAUAUAACAAAAUGCAAUUAUUAUUUUA